UACCCUCACCCUUGCAUCAGCCUGAAAAUCAGAUACAUUAUUUUAUGCUGAGCUGCCGGCCAUUCUAUAUUAUAUUCCCCUCCAAGUUUUUGUUCAAGAAGACUAACAAUGUUAUCCUCGUGGAGUUUAGGACUUGGAGCACUGGUACUUCUACUGUACUGGAUUUAUAAGAAGCUAUGGCUACCAUUUCAGGUCUUCAAACGUCUCGGAAUCAAAGGACCGAAACCAGAGCCGAUCCUUGGAAACGCUAGACUCCGACAGAAGAUUGGCCUGAUCAAGUUCAUCAGUUUGCUCUAUAAAGAUUAUGGACCCAUCUCUGGGUUCUAUUUCGGGAUUGAUCCUCAACUUGUGAUCUUUGACCUGGACAUUUUGAAGCAAGUGCUAGUGAAGGAGUUCGACUCCUUUAUGGACAGACCAAUAUUCCCUGACUUUAUACGUCGUAAGCCCAACUCACCUCAUGGACUACUCCAGGAGCGUGGAGAAGCUUGGAAGGCUGCCAGACGAACUCUCACUCCCACCUUCUCAGCUGCCAAGAUGAAGAUGAUGGUUCCCCUGAUUGAGAACAGUGCUCAGGGUCUACUGAAGAGGAUGGAGGAGAUUGCCGAGUCUGGACAGAGUGCAGAUAUCUUCAAAGUUUUUGGCUCAUUCACCAUGGAGACCAUUAUAGCGACAGCAUUCGGACGAGUGAUGGACAUUCAGGGCGGGGAGAAUGAUGAGCUGACUAAUGCUGCCGACCUCAUAUUCAGAGGAGCUGCAGAAGGAAACAAAACCUCUGUGGCAUAUGUACUACCUCUCACCAAUAACUUCCCCUGGUUGGUGCCUGUUUUGCGCUUCCUUAUGUCCCGAUCGCAGAGGGUACGGGCAGUAGAAACACUGAAAGAUACAGCCCUUAGUUUAAUAAAUGAACGCAGAAAAAGUGGCCCCCAAGGAAAUUACAAGGACAUGCUUCAGCUGAUGAUAGACGCUACUGUGGAUGAGGAAGGGGAGCAGUCUUGUCCAGUCGGUGGUAAGAAACUGACCAACGAGCAGAUUACCGCUCAUUCGAUAACGUUUUUCCUGGCUGGCUAUGAGACCACUGCCAACACCCUCUCCUACACGGCCUACUUGCUGGCACUCCACCCUGAAGUGCAGGAGAAGCUCCAGAGGGACAUAGACAGUUACAUGGAGGACAACCCCGAUGCUGGUCUGUACGAGGCCAGUCAGGAGAUCACCUAUCUGGAUCUGGUGGUGCAAGAAUCACUCAGACUGUACCCUCCUGCACCAAUGACUCUACGCCUGUGUAACAAGACCAUUACCAUCAAUGACCUGACUAUCCCAAAAGGAGUGUCCGUGACCGUUCCUAUUGCACACCUGCACAAGGACCCACAGUAUUGGGAGGAACCUGACAAGUUCAUCCCUGAAAGGUUCACCUCUGAGGAGAAGGCCAAGCGCCCACAGCUGUGUUACAUGCCAUUCGGACAUGGCCCUAGAAACUGCAUUGGUAUGAGGUUUGCUAUGCUUGAAGCUAAACUGGCUCUGAUUGAAGUGCUGAGGAAGUUCUCUUUUGUGAGGGCCCCCGACACAGAGGUUCCCCUGGAGACUGUGGUAGGGAUCACCAUGGCUCCCAAGAAUGGAGUCUUCAUUAAAGUUAUACCUAGAGAGUGAACUGAAUAUAUAGUUGUAUUGUAUCUCUGAAUUAGCCAGAAUGUAGCAAAAACACUUUUAUUAUCGUUCUUAAAUAUUUUUAUCGAAAUUUUUGGGUCAUAAUUAUCAUCAGAAGGC
Halichondria panicea is the source of this 1761-nucleotide messenger RNA. Its product is annotated as cytochrome P450 3A24-like. NCBI's taxonomy places the organism in Eukaryota, Metazoa, Porifera, Demospongiae, Suberitida, Halichondriidae. The transcript has 13 exons. Gene Ontology annotation, molecular function: heme binding; oxidoreductase activity, acting on paired donors, with incorporation or reduction of molecular oxygen; iron ion binding. Bases 109 to 1644 code for a protein of 511 amino acids. The record is from RefSeq and is a predicted model, not a curated record.